Molecule: messenger RNA, 775 nt
Organism: Vanessa atalanta (red admiral)
Lineage: Eukaryota; Metazoa; Arthropoda; Insecta; Lepidoptera; Nymphalidae
Exons: 3
Coding region: 23-775 (250 amino acids)
Source: RefSeq, a predicted model, not a curated record
UAACACUUCGACACUCAGUAUUAUGGAUUUAGUUAUUUGUAUUAUAUUUCUUUAUUUAACACAUAUAAUAUCAUCAAAUGACGUAAAUUUACCUAAUCAUCUCAGCGAGUUGUUAAAUAAAUUGAUAAAAGAAACUGAAAAUAAAAGUGAGAACAAAACUUCAUUUGAAAUAAUAGAGCCGGGUACUACUUCGAAAAUUAUUUACGUUAAAGAAAAAGCAAACCCAAAAGUUAUUUGGCAAGUUAAAUAUGAAGAUAUUACGGACAAACGCAUCGAAGAUGUAAUGAAAAAAACAAACAUGUUUCAAGAUUUUAUUAAUCAUAAAAACAUAAAUCGUAAUGUCUAUGGUAACUUUAUGAAUCCUAAAGAUAUUGACAAAAAAAGUAUACAGUCUUUUGAAUACAUCUUAGAACAUAUACCUGAACAUACAACCCUUAAAGAUCCAUCACCUGCAAACGAAGAAAUUACUACAGAAUAUGGUAAAAAAGUCGGACGCUAUAAACAUCCAGACGUGUUUGAUGAAAUAGCUUUAGAUAAAAAUAAUAUUAAAGAUUCUGAAAAUAUUCUCAAUAACCUAACCGAACUUAUUUCAAAGACUGAGACUGUACAAUAUUUUUUGCAAAUAUCUAAGAUUGCUACGCUACACUGCGUAGCGCAACCAAUGCGUAACGGCUACGGCUACGUCCUGACUCCCGGCCUACACGCUCGGACGCAAUUAAAAGUUUAUAAGCGACGGAGUCAUCGCACGAGCGAGUCUGUAAGCGACUGCAUGUAA